Messenger RNA from Elaeis guineensis (African oil palm), 333 nucleotides. Its product is annotated as large ribosomal subunit protein uL15y-like. Gene Ontology annotation, cellular component: cytosolic large ribosomal subunit. Gene Ontology annotation, molecular function: structural constituent of ribosome. Lineage: Eukaryota; Viridiplantae; Streptophyta; Magnoliopsida; Arecales; Arecaceae. The record is from RefSeq and is a predicted model, not a curated record.
AUGGCGGUGGCAACAACGACCUGCAUCAAGAAGAACUGGAAGUACCCCGGAGGCUGCGGUAACGCUAGAGGCAUGCACCACCACUAUGUUCUCUCCGACAAUUACCAUCUUAGGUACUUCGACAAGGUCGGCAUGUGCUACUUCCACCGCCCCUGCAACAAGUCCUACUGUUCCACCGUCAGCACCGACCACCUUUGGUCUCUCGACCCCGACGACGUUAAGAAGCCCGCCAUAGUUUAUGACAGCAAUUCUACCUGCUUGGCCGGUGUCACCCCGUUCAGCUACUUCAAAAUUCUUAGGUGGGGCGCACUCACCGGCCAGUUUCGUUAUUAA